Meleagris gallopavo (turkey) is the source of this 2325-nucleotide messenger RNA. RefSeq names its product CD276 molecule (gene CD276). Gene Ontology annotation, cellular component: external side of plasma membrane. Gene Ontology annotation, biological process: T cell receptor signaling pathway; regulation of cytokine production. Gene Ontology annotation, molecular function: signaling receptor binding. NCBI's taxonomy places the organism in Eukaryota, Metazoa, Chordata, Aves, Galliformes, Phasianidae. The record is from RefSeq and is a predicted model, not a curated record.
GUCCCGCAGCCCCGGUGCCUCCCCGUGCGGCUCCCAGGCUUUGUUCCGGGAAGGCGGAAUGAAUGGGGCCGGGCGGGAUGGCGGUUUCCUCCUCGUGUUUUGGGGCAGCCCCCGAAAGCUCCGCUUAGGGAGGAGAUUUUCCCACCAGUUGCUCCUUUUAAGUCACUUUUGGAGCAAGUCUCCAGCUGGGAAAUGGGCAGAAUCCGCCGAGCUCCACGGGGAGAAAGCUUGGAAAGAAACAAAAAGGGGAGGAGAAGCGGUGAGGUUCCACACCCUUUCAGUGUUGUUUUCUGUUUUUCCUUAUUUUUUCCCCAGCUCAGGGUGCCAAGAAGACGUGCAGUGAUGCUGCUUGCCCUGGGAGCGUUGGUGCUCAGCCUGGCAGGUGCCAUGGAGAUCCAGGUCCCGGAAGAGCCCGUGGUGGCCCUUUAUGGCCAAGAUACCACCUUGCACUGUUCCUUCACCCCCGAGGCCAACUUCAGCCUGAAGGACCUCAGCCUCAUCUGGCAGCUGACGGACACCAAGCGCCUGGUGCACAGCUUCUCUGGUGGCAGGGACCAGCUGACCGACCAGGGCGGGGGCUACACCAACCGCACGGCCCUCUUUUAUGACCAGCUGUCCCAGGGCAACGUCUCACUGCUCCUGCGGCGCGUGGAGAUUGCAGAUGAGGGCAGCUUCACCUGCUUCGUCCGCGUCCGCGAUUACAACAGCGCAGCUGUGACGCUGCAGGUGGCAGCUCCCUACUCCAAGCCCAGUUUGAACCUGGAGCCCAAUAAGGACUUGAAGCCAGGGGAUCGGGCGGUUGUCACUUGCCAAUCUUCCUAUGGCUACCCUGAGGCCAGUGUCCUCUGGCAGGACAGCCACGGUGCCAAUAUCACUGAAAACGUCACCACGUCACAGGUGGCCAACGAGGAGGGGCUGUUUGAUGUGUACAGCGUCCUACAAGUGUUGGUGGAGCCCAGCAGCACCUACUCCUGCCUGGUGCGGAACCCGGUGCUGCAGCAAGAGACCCAUGCCUCCGUCACUAUCACGGGCCAGCACCUCGCCUUCCCUGCUGUGGCUCUCUGGGUGACGGUGGGACUCUCCAUCUGCAUCGUGGUGCUGCUUGUUGUCCUGGCUUACAUCUGCCAGAAGAAAAUCCGCCAGAGCUGCGAGGAAGAGGAGAAUGCAGGGACUGAGGAGCAGGGCAUGGAGGGGGAAGAACAAAAGACAGCUCUGCAGCCACUGAAGAGCACGGAAGACAAAGCAGAUAACGAGCAAGAAAUUGUUUGAUGGGAGCUGGGACAGCACCCCGUGUCCCCACACCAGCCCAGCCAUCCCCUGCGGUGACAAACCCAGGACACACCAGAGAGACAGGGACACCCCAUCCUGCUGCCAACCCUGCACCGAGUGCUGUCACUCUCUGUGUUUUCGGGGUGCCCUGGGGCUGGAGAGAGGCUGUGCCUCCCUUUAACCCCAGCGAAUCCCAAAGCCACAGCCCGAGAGUCCGUCUAUCCGUCCGUGUCCAUAGGAAGCACUGGGCUGAGCCCGCAGGGUGAGCAUCACUGCAGAGACACACUAGGAUGUUUAUUUCACCUUACGCCACUGCACUUCCAACUGGACUUUUAUUUUUGCCUUAAGUGCGUGGUUAUCCCAUGCCUCGAAUUGACCCGAAGGAUUUUCCACAGAGGGUUCUUUCCCUGCCCCCACCCUGAAGCAGGGCUCAGGGAACAGCUGGGGCAGUGUGAUGUCUUCGCUUUCCUUCAGAAGGGCUGGAAGUUGGUGGGCGGCAGAUGCAGGGGUUUUUAGCAAGUGGUUAAUGCCACCCCGUGACCUGGCUUCAGCUCAGGAAAAAAAACUCACACCAAAACCUAGUUUUUAAGGGGAAAAAAAAUCACAAAAAUAUCAUUUUUAAGGAAGAAACAAAACACCACAAUCUAGUUUUUAAGGGAUGUUUCUACACCCAUGGAGUAUACAGCAGGUACCCAUCCCCAGCUGGACCACUGUGCCUAUUGUCCCAUGAAGUGUUAAAUCAUAACUCAUGCACUAAAGCCUUAGCAUCCCUGGAGCCCCAAGUGUCUGUGACAAAAAUAAUGCUCUUUUAAUGUGUUUUGGGUAAAACCAAAAUGGGUUUUGCUCGGAUGGCUGCUGGAAGGGGCACCCAGUGCCAAAGUGUGUGUGACACCAGGGGAUCUCUUGGCUUUUGUACACGGGCUGAGAAAUGGGUUUGCUUGUGGUACAUUGCUGGGUCCAGCCAUGGGUCUUCUGUUGCUUUUUGCUGUUAUUUAAAAUCCAGGAUCUGGAGGGUUUUGUGCCUUGACAAAUAAACAUGUUGGUCGUUUUAGAUGA